Messenger RNA from Dermatophagoides pteronyssinus (European house dust mite), 5286 nucleotides. RefSeq names its product protein PF14_0175-like. Lineage: Eukaryota; Metazoa; Arthropoda; Arachnida; Sarcoptiformes; Pyroglyphidae. The record is from RefSeq and is a predicted model, not a curated record.
AUGUCAAAUUUUUUAACCGGUGUGGCAGACUGGAUUAUAAACAAAUUUAGUUCUUACAAGGUUACUAAAAAAACAUCUGCUGUUUUUAAAUUCUCGUCUGAUACAAAAGUUCAAAAAAUAAAUAAGAACAAAAGACUCUCAGAAAUCGCAAAAAGAAAUUUCAGUAAUUUACAUUCUAAUAGAAGAAAUAUUCAAUCACAUAUUAAUGUCGGAAAGUAUUCGAAAGAUAAAUUACUCAAUGAUGGAUUAGUUUCCUGGCUGCCUUUGCGUUUAAAAAAUUCAGAUGAUGAAGACUAUGUUUUUCUAACCAAUAAAGGAUUACCAAUAAAAGCUAUUGCGGAUAAUAAUGAAGAUUCAACUUCCUUUUUAAAACAUUCAUCUUUAGGUGUAGAAAAACUAACAAAGGUAACGUUAAAAUUAAAUAAUGUUGCGUAUGGACCGCAAUCUAAAGAAGAGAAUAUACCUGAAGAAAAGCUUGAUACUAAAAAGUCAGAUAGUGAAAGUUACCCAAGCACAAAAUUAAACUGUGAUUGCUGUAGUUGUUUGAAAAAAUUUACUUUUGGCGCUGGAUAUACGGAUUCCGUAAAAUUAACCCAUUUGAUAAUUUGUAACAAGGCAUUACAAGAUAAAAACAAUUUAGAGAAACAAGAAGUUUCUAUUGCUCGUGAAGAUUUAAAUGACAUCAAAAAUGCGUUCACUUCAAAAUUAAACUUGGCAAGUUUAACUGAUAGCACUCAGACAAGUGAUAUCAGUCUAAAAAAACUUAAUUUGCAUAACGACAAAACUAACGCAGUUUCAAUCGACGAACCCCCUAAAAAUGACAACCACCUAUUAGGUGAAGUUGACAAUAAGUUAGAUUUUUCUAAUUUGAUAUAUGAUCCAUUAAGUCAAAAAAAAUCUUCAGAAAAGAUUGUGUCGAGUUCAGAUCCUGAGAAAAUUCAAACAACCAAUAAAACUGAUGAUACUUGUACAAAGAAAAUUGAAAUUUUAUCUUCUAAUUCAUUUGGUUUGGAUACAUCACUAAAACAAAAUAAAUUAAAUUCAGCUAUAGAACAACCUAACACGUUUAAUAUAACCAUCGAUAGCAAUUUAAAACAAAAAGAUAGCUUGAUAUCUAAUUCGUUUAGUCAUGACACUUUAUCAGGACAAAUUAAAUCGUCACUAGGUGAUGGAAAUUCUCAAGCGGUUAAUAAAACUGCUGAUAAAGAUAAAAUUGAACAACUUGACGUUUCUUUCGACUCAUUUGAUCAUAAUAAACUUUUGGAGAAGAAUAAGUUGAAUUUAAGUUCUGAAAAAUUUCAAACGAUUAAUGAAGCUGCUGAUAAAGACAAAAAACAAAAUCUUGAGCUUUCUUUCACUUCAUUUAAUUGUAAAAAAUCUGCAGAACAAAAUAUUUUUGAGUUAGAUAAUGACAGUUCUAAGCCCAUAAACGAUACUACUGAUAAAGAUGAAAAAAAUAAGCUCGAUUUCUCUUUCGAUUCAUUUGACCACAACAAAUUCAUGGAGCAGUAUAAGUCUAAGUUAGGCACUGAAAAAUCGCAGCAAACUAGUCAAACUGCUAAGCAUGAUACAAAGCUAAAAGAUAACUUAGAGUUUGGUUUGUUAGGACAAAAUUUGACGUCUAAUAUCGGAAUGACUUGGAAUAAUGAUAAAUCAUUCGAAGGAAAUCCUGCUCUUAAAUUUAGUUUUCCUGAUAUUGGUAAAUUAAAUUUUGGUGAUACAACUGGUGAAUUUAAAAAAUAUAUGCCUAGUACUAUUUAUAAUAAUGAUACGCUUAAAAUUACUAACUUCAACAAUUCGAAGCAUGAAACAGACGUCGUGCACGACUCGCUUGAAACUGAGAAAGUUUAUUCGACUGCUAGUGACUUCAACAAUAAUGCGGGCGGUCAUAACGGUUUCCACAAGUUUCAAAGUUCAUUUAAUGAACUCAACACUUUAGAUGUCCUAAACAACAAUUCAUUCUCUAUAAAUAAUAAUAUAGCUGCCAAUAGUUUGACUAAUACUGCUAUAAAUUCUAGCGACCAAAAUGAAAAUAACAAAAAUAAUGAGAAUGCUUCUUACCUUCCACCAAAACCGUCUGAAUCAUUAAUUUCUCCUAUUAUUCCAUCUAUGUUUAAUGAACCUUUAGGAAUAGAUUUUCAAAGCAAUGCGUUUGGGAUUAAUUUGACAAAACCUCAACUUGCGAAUAAAAGCCAUCCUAAAACUAAUAGAUCAGCUGAUCACGAGUAUGAUUGUGCUGAAAAAUUAUUGCAAACUGCUUAUAGCACUAAGGAAGACGAUAUUGAUCUUUCAAAAGUUUACAGUUCUGCACUCUUUAACACAAAGCCUGACUUUGAAAAUACAAUUGAAAGUAGAAGUUUCACACAAAAUUCAGAAAAUGACCAAAUUAAUAAAUCUGCUGAAUUGAAACAAGAUUAUUUAACUCAAUUUGCUAGCGGUUUCCCUAAAAUGAAUUUUGCAACUAGUGAUGUUCCAUCUAUUUUGUCUACCACCGUAAAUACGAUGUUUAGCAACGAAUUGAGUUCAAACUUAAAUUCAUUCGGUACUAAGCUUGAACUAAAUGAAGCUUCACAAAAGCUUUUCAGCGGUAACAGGAGUUCAUUAAAUCAAAAAUCGGGAAAUUUUCCUGAAUUAUCACUUGGUAAAAACAAGCUUGAUUUUUUUCCAAGCAAUGCAACACAAAACAAUGAUUUAGAAAAAACUCAAAAUGAAGAAUCUACAGAUAUCGACUUUACAUCUGUUUCACAGACAGACAAAACUUCACAAAAUUGUUUCAACGAUAAUACUGGCUCGGUUAACAAUGAAACUACUAAAAAAAAACCAAUAAUGAUAAAACGAAUUGAACUAGCAUCUGCUAUUAAAAUUAGAAACUGUGAAGAUAUAAAAAUAAAGGAACCCUCUUUUAUUGAGGAUAAUUCAAAUUCAUCUGUAGAUAAAACAUUAACAGAUUUGUCUGGGUCAGGCAAUGGAAGUAUCCCUAAUCAUAAAUCGGAAUCUAAUAAUGAAUAUGAUAACGAAAAACAAAUUAAAGCCAGCAAUGACUUUAACAUUCCAAAAAAAGAUGAGAUAGAUGAUGAAAAAGACGAAACGAACGUUGACAUAAAAUUUGGCUCUGACGAAUUGGCAUCACCUGAAAAUAGUACUAUCUUAAAUUCUCUAGCUCCAAUUCCAGAAAAAUCAAAUGUUGAAAGUAUUAAAUCGGAUGAUGUACAAAACACACGUACUACAAUUCAAAAUAGAGGCAAAAGCAAUUACGUGUCGUCUAGUGAUGAGAGGAGACCACUUUGUGUAAAUCCAAAAACAGCGAUUCAUGUACUUAAUGACGAUAAACGAAGUGCUCAUAAACGAGCGUUGAUGUAUGAAACAAAGAAACCAAGUGAAUAUUCCAGUGGUUUUUUUAAAUCAGUAAAGGGGGAACAAGGCAAUGAUUCCCAAUGUGAAAAUGUUCCAUCAGAAUACUGUAGCGACUCUGAACCACGUCGUAAACGUUCUUUAUCAAACGAUAGAGUUGACUUUGAAGCAAGGUAUGAAUCUAUUUUAUCUGGAUCUUGUAGCGAUAGAAAUGAUUUCGAAAAAGCUACUUUAUUGAGGAAGAAUAUUAAAGAUAUUUUAAAAUUUGAAUCUGCUGUAAAGAAAGCUAAGAAGAAAAUCGAAUUUGAUUCUGAAAGCCCUUUAUUAAAAACUAAAAAAAAUAACGAAGAAGAAUUUAAAACUAUUUGGUCGCAAGAUGAAAAAAAUGAUACAAAUUCCGAUGAAAAAUUUGAUACUGUUCUGACACAAAAUGACAGCAAUAUCGAAGAACAAGAACAAUCUUCGCCAAAAACAUCAGUCUCAGCGUUUGAAAACGUUCAAACCCCAUUGAGCAACGCUUCAGGUACUCCGAUUACUAAAACUUUAAGAGAGGUAGCUUCUGACGUUGACGUCUAUCAGGCGAAUCGUGAUUUAGCUCUAAGUAAUAUUACAUUUGGAAAUUCGCCAAAUGACUAUAAUGAUUUUAAUUUCGUGCCGAAUGAGAAAGCCGCAAUGGAAGUAUUCAAUUUAAACAACAUUCAGCCACUCGGAUCUUUAGAUCAAAAUUUGUAUGACAAUAACGCUGAGAUUCCAAUGCAUAAAAUGAAACGACGAGCGAACCCAGUUCCUCAUUCUCAGCCAGAAAUGCCAAUUAAUUAUAAUAAUUUUUCACAAACAGAAAUUGAUCAAACGAAAUCAGAGCCUCUUUUGCAACCUACAUUGUUUUCUAAAUUUGCAAACGACAAAAGUUAUUUUACGCCUCCAAAAAAAACCAGUGACGGCUCGGAAACUUGUGCCUUCAGAUCACCUAAUGCUGUGUCAGGUUUUAUAACUACGUAUUCCGGCUUUGAAGCUAAAAAUAGUUGGGAUGUAUUUUGCCAUACACACGAACCACUGCUUGAUUUUACUCCUCCAGCGCCUGAAGCGGUAGGAACAAUUUCUUUCACCAGUGGAACAACUGGAGACCCUAAAGGUGUUCUUUUAACAGAGUCCGCUUUUGCUGCUCAAGUGUUAGCGGUGCAUAUAUACCAAAACAGCGUGAAUACAUUUUACUUGAUCCCAGAUUUCUGUUACUUUUCUUAUUUACCUUUAUCUCACAUUUUCGAACGAAUAAUGCUUCUGAUUUGCAUAUCGUUCGGUAUGAGAAUUGCCUUAGUCUCCGGAAAAGUAGACAGACUUGCUUCGGACACCCAAAUCGCCAAACCCCACUUACUUUGCGUUGUACCUCGACUUUUGAGUACAUUGUACAACAAAGUAGAAGGUAUGGUUGAGACGAAAGGCUGGGUAUCAAAGAAACUCUUUUACAAAGCGUUAGACAUAAAGAUAAAAAGAUUCAGAGAAACUGGUGCUUUCGAACAUUUCUUAUGGGAUAAAAUUGUGUUUAAGAAAAUAAGAGAUGUUCUCGGUGGGCAGUUAAAGUAUAUGCUUAGUGGAGGUGCUUUGCUUGAGCGGGACCUACAAGAAAAGAUCGCUUGCCUUUUUAGCAUUCCUGUCAUGCAAGGGUAUGGGUCGACUGAAACUUUUGGAACAACAUUCUGUUCUAUUUCUAAGGACAACAAUUACGGACAGGUAGGUGGACCCUUAAGCGUUACAGAGGUCAAGCUUGUCAGUGUUCCUGAUUUGGAAAUUCAGGUCAACGACGAAAUUAUGAAAGGAGAAGCCUACAUUCGUGGUCCACCCUUGUUUGUCGGUUACUUCAGAAACCCUAAAGCUACAAAGGAAGCGAUCAAAGACGACCUUUAUUGUAAAUUAAUUUUAUUAAUUGUUCGCAUCUGA